Molecule: messenger RNA, 3078 nt
Organism: Physeter macrocephalus (sperm whale)
Lineage: Eukaryota; Metazoa; Chordata; Mammalia; Artiodactyla; Physeteridae
Gene: GASK1B
Product: golgi associated kinase 1B
Exons: 5
Coding region: 258-1817 (519 amino acids)
Cellular component (GO): Golgi apparatus
Source: RefSeq, a predicted model, not a curated record
GGAGCCAAGCACGGGGCCAGCUGUGAACCAGCCAGACUUCUCCUCGGGGAGGCUGUCGGGGUUUAGAAGGUUUGUUGUGGCCAGUGUCAGAAGCCUUCCCGGCUCCAUCACCAGCCCUUAACUUCCUCCUCGACCCACUGGAGACCACUUAGACACCUGAGUGGAGGCGACAGCUGCGUUCAGAAAACCAUGCAUCAUGCCAGAAGGAGCCAACGGCAGACUUUAAGCUCUGUUCAGCAUGUGGACGAGGCGCAGAAAUGAGCUGUCCGGACAAGCCAGGGCAACUCAUAAACUGGUUCCUUUCCUCCCUGUGCGUCCCGAGGGUGCGGAAACUCUGGAGCAGCCGGCGCCCCAGGACCAGGAGGAACCUCCUGCUGGGUACGGCCUGCGCCAUCUACCUGGGCUUCCUGGUGAGCCAGGUGGGGCGCGCCUCUGCCCCGCACGGAGGGCGCGCGCGCAAGGGGCCGCACUGGAGCCGGGCCACCGCCGAGGCCCCCUUCCCUGAGAUACCCCUGGACGGCACGCUGGCCCCUCCCGAGUCCCAGGGAAAUGGGACCACGCUGCAGCCCAACGUGGUGUACAUCACCUUGCGCUCCAAGCGCAGCAAGCCCGCCAGCAUCCGUGGCACCGUGAAACCCAAGCGCAGGAAGAAGUACGCGGUGGCUUCCCAGGCCCCGGGACCCGGGGCUUUGGUCGGACCGUCCCUUCGGCCUCAGGAAGCUGCGAGGGCAGCUGAUGCUGAAGUGCCCGGGCACGUCCGGGGAGGAAACCUGGCCAAGGCUGGGGAGCGACCCUGGGGGUGGAUGCAGGGUCUGGGAGCGCCAGGUGGGGGCGCAGAUGUGCAGCUGCCCCGGGCCCAGGGAAGCAACAUCAGGCUCUACAGCGAGAGCGCCCCCUCGUGGCUGAGCGGAGAAGACAUCGGCCGGAUGCGCCUGCUGGCCGACGGCGCCGUGGCGGCUCUGCAGCCGGCCUGGCCCAGGAGCAGAGCGCGCCUGCUGGUGCUGCAGGGGCCCGGCCGGCCCGCGGGGCCCGCCUGCGGCCCCAGCCCCUGCGGGCUGCUCAAGCAGCCUCUGGACAUGAGCGAGGUGUUUGCCUUCCACCUGGACAGGAUCCUGGGACUCAACCGGACCCUGCCUUCUGUGAGCAGGAAAUCCGAGUUCAUCCAAGAUGGCCGCCCAUGUCCUUUCAUUCUCUGGGACUCAUCUUUAUCUCCAACGAGUAACGAGACCCACUCUUCUGUUAAGCUCACCUGGGGAACUUAUCAGCAGUUGCUGAAACAGAAGUGCUGGAAGAAUGGCCGCGUACCCAAACCUGAAUGGGGCUGUACUGAAAUACAUCACCACGAAUGGUCCAAGAUGGCUCUCUUUGAUUUUUUGUUACAGAUUUAUAAUCGCUUGGAUACCAAUUGCUGUGGGUUCCGACCUCGAAAGGAAGACGCCUGUGUACAGAGUGGACAGAGGCUGAAGUGCGACAACCAGGAUGCCGUGGCUCUAGCCCACAUUGUCCAGCGAAAGCAGGACCCAAGGCACUUGGUCUUUAUAGACAACAAGGGUUUCUUUGACAGAAGCGAAGAUAACUUGAACUUCAAACUGUUAGAAGGCAUCAAAGAGUUUCCUGAAUCUGCAGUUUCCGUUUUGAAGAGCCAGCACUUACGGCAGAAACUCCUUCAGUCUCUGUUUCUUGAUAAAGUUUACUGGGAGAGUCAGGGAGGUAGACAAGGAAUUGAGAAGCUUAUCGAUGUAGUUGAACAGAGAGCCCAAAUCCUGCUCACCUACAUCAAUGCACAUGGGGCCGAAGUGUUACCUAUGAAUGAGUAGCAAGAGGUCUUGUGGCUGGAGUUCUACAUAUAUUUAUGCAUUUUUGUUUUGGAGUCAAGUACACAAACCCCAAGUCCUUUUAGGGAUGAGGCAGUGGUGAUGAAUACACAGAAUAAAUGAAUUUAGUCAAGUGUAUAUGAUGAGCCUGUGAGCUAUAAGCAGACUCUAAAAGCUUUUACAUUAUACUGCUAAAAGAGGUUUACAUUUUCCUUUGACACCAUGACCUGUGAGUCGCCACACCUGAGCACAGAAUGGUUGCAAUUAUUAUCCCAGCUAGCCGUGUUAAAAUAUCUGUCAUGUCGGUUAAUAGAACAGUGUGAAUCCGAGGUGGUGACUCCUUUAGUAACUUGCUGCUCUAAUGGGAAGCGUUCUGGACGACCUUCUGUUGCUAAUUGUUAGAACACAGAGCAGUCUCAACACCACCCACAGGCAACUCUAUGUUGGCAGAUGGAGGCGUAUGAUCUGCAGAAACAUCAGAGCCUACAGUUAUUCUUAGGAGAGAGCCUACAGUAAUUCUUAGGAGAAAUGGUGGUUUAUUUGUAAAACCCCCAGUGUAUAUUCUGUUGUACCUAUAAAUGAUCAGCCAGCUCUGUGAUCCUUUGCUGAAGAAUCGCAUUUUCCAUUCCUUUUUAGAAAGGUAUUUGUUGCCAGUGUAGAAACCAUCCAUAUCCGAAGAUUUAUACAUUAGGUAGUUUUGCUCUUUCGGUUUCGCUCCAACUUACGUCUAGUGGCUUAGACAUUCAACAGUUAUAAGGUAUUUACACAUGUGAAACUAUACUUAUAGAGUAUCUUUUUGUUAAGUGGAUGCUCUUUUUACCCUUUCUGUCAUCUUUACCGAGGAUAUACUGUAAUUUCUGUAUAUUUCAUUAAUAACAGCGGAUUUCUUCUAAUUUGUUCUGUGUAAUUAUAUUUAAACUGAAUUAAUUGAUAUUGUCCAGAUAUUGACCAUAGGACCAGAUACUGAAUGUGUUUAAAUAUAUUGUUUGGCUUACUCUAAUAUGAACAACAUCAGUUAAAACCCGACGCUGAUCAAUUCUCCUCAGUGAAAGCACAUGACUAGAACUGAAACAGCCCAAAUUAUUUAGGCUCAAAUAAUUCUCUCCGAACUCUACCAACUUUUUAAUGAGGUAGAAGGACGUGAACACAUAGUAUUCCUGUGUCGAGUCUUCAUGUCCUUGAAGGUGUCCACAUAAUGGUGUUUGAUAGAUGGUCACAUAGAGAUUUCAAAUCCGGAACAAAUCAUUAUUACCCUCCCCCCAUC